Molecule: messenger RNA, 1099 nt
Organism: Cryptomeria japonica (Japanese cedar)
Lineage: Eukaryota; Viridiplantae; Streptophyta; Pinopsida; Cupressales; Cupressaceae
Exons: 2
Coding region: 575-889 (104 amino acids)
Molecular function (GO): protein dimerization activity
Source: RefSeq, a predicted model, not a curated record
CUCUAGUAAAAGUCUUGAGACUAGUGGAUGGGGAAAAACCCCCCAUGGGAUAUGUAUAUGAGGCCAUGGAUAGGGCCAAGGAAGUGAUAAGGAGUAAGCUAGGAAAUAGCAGGGAGAGGUAUAUGUCGUUGUGGGACAUAAUUGAUAGGAGUUGGGAUGGACUGAUUUACACUCCUCUCCAUGCUGCAGGAUACUUGCUCAAUCCUUUGUUAUUCUACAAGACUUCAUACAUGGAUAUUGAUGCUAAGAUCAAACAAGGAUUCUACAAAUGCAUGGUGCAUGGACAAAAUGUUUCCAAACUUGGAUAAAUUUAAUGUAGCUAUUUUAGAGUUGUAAGUGUACAAGCAGGCUAAGGGUUUUCUCUCUUCUAGGGCUACCAUAUAAAACAAAGAUAUCAUCCAACCUGGUAGACUCAAUAAACUUUUGACAAUCUCUUUAUUUUGCCAACAUGCUUAUUAAGUUUGUUAAGAUUUUAAGAUAUUCUUAGUCUUACAAUAUCAUCUCCAUAUAAUGUGUUUUUCAGCUCAAUCAAUGGUGGGCUUCUUUUGGAGACGAAUUACCUAAUUUAAGGUGGAUGGUGGUGCACAUUUUGAGCCAACCAUGUAGUUCAUCAUUUUGUGAGCGUAUUUGGAGUGUUUUUGAACACAUGCAUUCCAAGAAACGCAACCGCCUAACACAAGAAUGGAUGAAUGACUUGGUAUUUGUUCACCACAACCUCCAGUUGAAGAUAAAGAAAACUCAAGGAACUAUUGAAGAAGACGAGCCGAUUGACCUUGAUGAGAUAGAUCCAGAGUCUGAGUUGAUUGCUGUUGAUGAUGAUACUCUGCUUGAGCUUGAAGAUUUUGAUCUCAUGGGGGAAGCCGGCUUGGAUUGUGAAUGGAUUGAAUGAACUAAGAGAGGCUCUCACCCAAGAGCUUCAUCAUCAGAGCCUCCUACCCUCUAGCAUGUCAUUGUCUACAGUGGAAUUUUGUAAUUAGUUUGCAGGUUGACUUUGUACAAAGUCACAAACUAUAUUGUAAUUGACAUUUUGACAUCUAUCACCAUCUAGAUAUUAUUUAUGUUGUUGUAUGUUUUUGUGCAAUGUAAUCAAUGAUAUGAA